Penaeus indicus is the source of this 2403-nucleotide messenger RNA. RefSeq names its product zinc finger protein Noc-like. NCBI's taxonomy places the organism in Eukaryota, Metazoa, Arthropoda, Malacostraca, Decapoda, Penaeidae. The record is from RefSeq and is a predicted model, not a curated record. Gene Ontology annotation, cellular component: nucleus. The transcript has 4 exons. Gene Ontology annotation, biological process: negative regulation of DNA-templated transcription. The coding region runs from base 119 to 1453 and encodes 444 amino acids.
UCAGUGGCAGUGGACGAAGGUGGUGCUAUGUGCGUGAAACAGAGUCUCUUGUGACCUGAUUAGUGAAACUCUGAAAGCGUUGUCUGUGACACAGUGUAAUUAAUUACAGUGGACAAAAAUGUUGACUUCAAGUGGAAACCAAUACCUGCGGCCAGAAUAUCUAAACCCUCUACAGGGACAGUCAAUUGAGCUGGAUGCCAAAAAGUCCCCUUUGGCACUCCUGGCGCAGACAUGCUCGUCUAUCGGCGCGGACUUGUCCCAGAAGGGCAGCAUCCCCCCGGUCGAGAAGAGCUCCAGCAAGGGCAAGUCCUCCCCCGGGGCGAAGUCUCCGGGCGCCACACUCACCAUUACGCCGUCAGACGACACCAAGACGACCACGUCUUCGUUCAAGCCCUACGAGAAGAAGAAGGACGACGAUGAAGAGCGCGUGAGCCCUAAACGGUCCUCGCCCCACGCUCGCUCGCCCCACGCGCGGCAGCCCAGCGCUGAACGGUCCUCCUCCAGAGGGAGCGAGAGUGGGAGGUCGUCCUCGCGGCCCCACGACCCUCCAACCUCGUCGUCCUCCUCCUCGAUUUCCCCGCGAGUGUCCUCCCCAACCACACCAAAGAUUUCCUCGUCGCUGAGCUCGUCACACAGCCUCCCCGGCCUGGGGGACCUCAGUAAGGACCCCUUGGCCGCCUACAAGUUGGCACCAAGUCUCUAUCCACACCUGGCACUAGGCCUUGACCCGCUCGGCGCCGCAGGACUCUCAGCUCUCACAGCCAAGGUCCCCCCCACCAGCACCGCGGCGGCACUUUCCAGUCCCUACAUCGGUUACGCGCGAGUGAAGACCGCAAGUGGCAGCGAGACAGUAGUGCCAGUCUGCCGCGACCCUUAUUGUGCAGGGUGCCAGAUCAACGCCCACGCCGCCCAGGUGGUGAAUGGCACUUGUCCGCCCGGAUGCACCCAGUGCGCCCAGAUCGCUGCUCACACGAAGAAUCUUAGUUCGCUACCUGGUCUUCUCCCAACGCUGCCUGCUUCGUCUCUCAGCGGCCUGUACCCCCCUCCUGGCCUCGUCGGCGGGUCGCACCAACCCUACGUGUGCAACUGGAUAGCGGGCGACACGUACUGCGGCAAGCGGUUCACCACCUCGGAGGACCUUCUGCAGCACCUCCGGACACACACCAACCUGUCCACGUCAGAAUCGAGCCUCUCCCUCCACGCCCUUCACCACCCCUUGCUGGCCGGUCACCUGCCCCGCGGAUACCCGACGCCGCCCCUCUCGCCCCUCUCGGCACCGCGCUACCACCCCUACGCCAAGCCGCCCUUGGCUCACCUGCCUCCUACUGCGCCUCUGCCCGCCUCUGCCCUCACCGCCUCGCUCUCAGCGCUGCCGCCUCACCCCCUCUCCGCCUACUAUAACCCAUACUCCUUGUACGCCAGGGGCCUAGGAGCCACAACGGGCCUGCACUAGUGGGCAGGCUGCGGCGUCCUACCUCCCUCGCCCCUACUUGGUACGCCUGUAGGGGCGAUGGGUGCGCGGGCGUGGUCGGUGGUGGGCCGCCACACCCAGUGAGUGAGGGGCCCCCAAGGCGGUGUUGGCCCUCUCGUGUGCUGCUGUGAUGUCUCCUCUUCUUCAACAUGUACAAAUUCUGUGUUUACGUGAAUGUACAGUUUAAAGUCAUGACGGUGAUGAUGUGAUGUUCUCAAGGUGGAUCAGUGUGAGAAGUGAUGAUGAUGAUGACGAUGAUGAUGAUGAAGGGCGGCGUGGGCGGUUGUGGGAGGUGUGGGUGGUGUGGAGGCCCCCAGACCCCACCUCGCCUCGCUGCCUCCUCUUCCCCCUCUCCUCCUGUGUUCUAGGUGUGUUGUUUAUGUUGUACGUGUGGUACGUUUUACUUAACAAUCUGUGAUUUUUCUUUAAAUGUCGAGGACAAUCAGCUAAGUUUUCUCAACACGUAGACCCGAGCAGGUGUUGGGAGUUUGAUCUCAAGACUCAGUUGCGUCACUAGUGGACUCUUACCAGAGGGAGGACCGCUCCCUCCUCGUAGUCAGGCACCAAGCUACCCAAGCAUGCGGGGUGUAAAAAAAAAAAUGUAUAACAAAAAGAGAAAAGAAAACAAUCGUUGUCCUUUGCCCUAGUGACUAAAGUCCCUAAAAUUGGCUGUGUAUACUUUUUGAAUUUAUAUCGGGCACCGUGACAACCCACCAUCUUCGUGUGGGGGCUUCACGCUGCUCCCAAAGCUAGAUCCCUAACCCUACCUGUUCCUAAUCACCCCUAUACCCACUGUGAAGCCAAGUGUACAUUAUAAUGUAUGUACUAAGUCAUGUGUUAUGGGAUUGCUAGCUACUUAUUUGUUUGUAUAUUUAUUGUACAAUAUCUGUAAGCCAAGUUUUAGAGAGAAAUACAUUUAUUUACAGAUCGAA